Messenger RNA from Beta vulgaris subsp. vulgaris (sugar beet), 447 nucleotides. Its product is annotated as elicitor-responsive protein 3. The record is from RefSeq and is a predicted model, not a curated record. NCBI's taxonomy places the organism in Eukaryota, Viridiplantae, Streptophyta, Magnoliopsida, Caryophyllales, Amaranthaceae. Bases 1 to 447 code for a protein of 148 amino acids. The transcript has 5 exons.
AUGGCUCAAGGAACACUUGAAGUUGUUCUAAUUAAUGCCAAAGGUCUUGAAAACACUGAUUUUCUAAAUAACAUGGAUCCCUACGUGAUCUUGAGUUAUGGGGGCAGAAAACAGAAUAGUAAAGUUGCAUCAGGACAAGGAUCUGAGCCUGAAUGGAAUGAAACUUUUACGUUUAAUGUGAAUUCUGGGGGUGUUGAUCUUACUUUAAAAAUAUUGGACAGCGAUUGUGGUACGGAGGAUGAUUGUGUUGGAGAAGCAACUAUACCAUUAGAACCAGUGUUCCAUGAAGGAAGAGUUCCAACAACAUCAUACAAUGUUGUCAAAAAUCAAGAAUUUCGAGGACAGAUCAAACUCAGCCUAUCCUUCACCCACAAGGCUCCUAGCGGUGGUCGCGAAACAACGCAGCACGGAAGCUAUGGCGGAUGGAGAGAAUCUUCAUUAGACUGA